Messenger RNA from Syzygium oleosum, 980 nucleotides. Its product is annotated as NAC domain-containing protein 104-like. The record is from RefSeq and is a predicted model, not a curated record. Gene Ontology annotation, biological process: system development; regulation of DNA-templated transcription. The coding region runs from base 186 to 800 and encodes 204 amino acids. The transcript has 3 exons. Gene Ontology annotation, molecular function: DNA binding. Lineage: Eukaryota; Viridiplantae; Streptophyta; Magnoliopsida; Myrtales; Myrtaceae.
UCUCUCUCUCUCUCUCUCUCUCUCUCUCUCUCUCUCUCUCUCUCUCUCUCUCUGUGUGUUUAUAUAUAGACGUGUGUGGAUAUCAAUCAUAGAAAUUGGUAAAGAAAGGAAAGAGCAUCAAGAACGUGUGUUUAUGCAUAGGAUAAUCAGCAGUUGCUCAAUUUUGCUGGUUUUGGCUUGUGAUCAUGAGAGAUACGAAGGAGAAGGAAGAAGAAGAUGAUCGCAAGAUGCUGAAGCUACCGCCUGGGUUUCGGUUCUCACCGACGGACGAAGAACUCGUCCUUCACUUUCUGCAUCCUAAGAAGCAGCCGGCCUCUGUGUCUCCACUCUAUGAUCACUUAGUCCCUGAUCUCAAGUCUCACCACCAUGAUCCUUGGGACCUCCAUGGAAAGGCGCUGUGGAAUGGAACCCAAUACUUCUAUUUCAGUAGAAUGAUGAACAAUCGAAUUACGGAAAAUGGGUAUUGGAAAGAUCUGGACAUGGAAGAGCCAGUGUUUAGUGAAGCUGGAGAAGUUAUAGGAAUCAAGAAAUCUCUGACUUUCCACAUUGGAGAGGCUCCAACAGGUCAAGAAACAAAUUGGGUGAUGCAGGAGUAUCAUCUCAUGUCCUUCAAUCAAUUGACCAAUCCAAGACAAGAACAUGGUUCGCCGGUUCUGUCUCGAGUUCACGAAUGCAAGACAAGCCAUGGACAAAGCUUUUGCUCGGGAGGAGAUGAUAAAAGCGAGACUGAACUCUCGUCCAUGGACGAGAUGUUUUUGUCUUUAGACGACGAUCUUGAUGAUAUAAGUUCGGGAGAUUAAGUAUACCUGUUCGUAUUGUACAUUCAAACGUAUUCAUACGCAUGAUAUGCACAUAAACUAUAUGAGGCUAAUUGUGCGGACCGUUGUCAGCGUGCUAGCAAGUUAAUUUAGUAGUUGUACACAUAUGGUCUUCUUUUCUAAAUUCUUGCCCUACCCAAACUUACACUGUUGAGCUAACCA